CUAUAUAAUGCAUGAUAUAGAUGGUGUAGACAGUAUAAAUGAUAUAUGGUAUAGGUGAUAUUGAUGGUAUAUAGUAUAUUUUAUAUAUGGUAUAGAUGGUGUAGAUGGUAUAGAUGAUAGAUGGUAUAGCUGAUAGAUGGUAUAGCAGGUAUAUGGUAUAGAUGAUAUUGAUGGUAUAUGGCGAUGGUAUAUAUGAUGUAUGGUAUAGAAAGUAUAUGGUAUCGAUGGUAUAUGAUAUAUAUGGUUUACAUGAUUGAUGGCAUAUUGUAUAGAUGAUAUGGUAUAGAUUGUGCAGAUGGUAUAUGAUAUAGAAGGUAUACAUGAUUGAUGGUAUAGAUGGUAUAGGUAGAAAUAUUUGAAAGAAGAAAGCCUCAAGUAGCCCGAAGUACAUCGGUUGCAUUAUUUAUAUUAAUUGGCUUACAGUUUUAGAUCCUCACCACAAGGCGGUGCUGUCGUUUAUUAUAUUUGUAUCCGAGUGUGCACCUGCAUCAGAGACCUUGGACUACACAUUAACCAUUUCUUUGCAGCUGAUUCUUGUGCACAAUUAAAAUGAUGCAAAAAUGCAAGGAAGUCGUUUCCAACUCAGUCUGCAGGAGCUGUAAUUAUUAUAAAAGAUUUUAUAAAAUUCAUUUGUAUUAUAUUUGUACCUGAAGAUAACAUAACUGUCAGCUUGCGAUAACACUAGGCUCUCUCAUAUAUUUCAAGUAAUAACUAAUUGAACACUUAUGUUAACUUUAACGUACACUAAUUUACCUGAAAGUUAAUUAUUAACAUAGCUAAUUCACUAUAAUAAAUCACAUAAAAUGAAUGGAUGAAGAGAAAUGAAUCGAGUUAAAAUACAUGCCAAAAUAAUAAUACAACUUAAUAAUCAUAAAUAACAUAACUGAAUGAAUAUAGUUUUAUUAAAUCAAAAAAUAAUUACAAGUUAAAUUAAAAUGAACUAUGAAAAAUCAUUUUGAAUAAAUACUAAACGUAAUAAUAAUCGCACUCAUUGAUUGGUUGAUUGAUUGAUUAAUGGAAGCAAAUAAAGGUCAUCUGGAAGUGCGAAUCGAUUCCCCCGAGUCAUUUUAAUAGGAGUUGUUCGAAAUGAACCGACUCCUCCGUGAUUCCUCGACUCCUCCUUCCCUCCUAUUUCUGCAUCUCUGGAUUUCACAGUGACGCCCUUUAUUUCCGGUUUCUCCUCAUCGUUCUCCCCAAGAGUCGAGUCGAAUAAUCGAGUUAUUCGUUCAGGAUAUGAUUCCGUGCAUCAGGACUGUUACUGGUCCGUUUUGGUUGUUUUUUUUUUUUUUUCCUUCAUUUCGCAAGGUUUUGCUGCAGGGUUGCCAGAUUGAUCGUCUCUAUUCACUAACCAGUCACGUGCAAAAUCAAAAUCAUAAGACGACAUCUACGAAAACACUUUCCGUGACUGAAACAAAAAUGAUAAUAGUAAUAAAAACGGACACGUAAAAAGAGGUGAGUCGUGCGAUCUGGCAACUCUGAGGAGCUCUCGCGCGCCCCGCGCGUCAUGCUGCAGAGCGCAGCGGCGUGACGUCAACGCACCGGAGCGCGCGAGCUCGGCUCCGCGGGAGGAAAAUACCGGAGGAUAGACCGAUAGAGGUUUGAAGGCAGUGCCCAUAAAGAAAACAUGUAAGAAAAUACAGUGGAAAGACACAAACCACAAGAGUGUUCUUUCAGUCGUAUAUCAGAAGGCGGAACGUGUACAGAUUUUUCAGCAUGUGGUUGAACUGCAGUGUCCUACAUGAACCCGAGAUGAGUAGAGGUCUCUGGUGCCCAGCCUGUUCAGGGCGGCGCCCGGUGGCCUGAGCCUGGCAUGGCCUCUCUGGAUCUGCCGUACCGCUGCCCUCGCUGUGGGGAGCACAAACGCUUCCGGAGCUUGUCAUCACUGCGCGCCCACCUGGAGUACAAUCACACCUACGAGACGCUCUACGUGCUCUCCAAGUCCAACAGCGUGUGCGACGCCGCCGCACUGCUCCCUCUGGUGGCCGACAGCGCCCUGGCUGCCGAAUCCCGCUUCCCCUGCGCGGGCGACGAGCUCGGGCUUGCCACGACCUCGUCCGCCGGCGCCCGCUACCUUCCCAAUGUGGAGUUCCCACUCGGCGAGAUCCUGGUGAAGAAAGCCAUGAGCUCAAUGGACCCCAGUGCCAUGGAAGCUGCUUACGAGGAGGGCUUGGCACGCCUCAGGGCUAGGGCCUUCGAAAGGCUCGAGCUGGAUGAGAGACUGGAAAAACUGUCUGAAGAAGUGGAGCAAAAGAUCGCAGCACGUGUGGGGCGCCUGCAGGCCGAGCUGGAGAGGAAGAGCACGGAACUGGAGAAGGCCAAGCUGGAGAGCGAAAGGCUCAGCCAGGAGAAACAGGAGCUGGAAGACAAGGCCUCAGAGUUGUCACGCCAGGUGGACGUGUCGGUGGAGAUGCUAGCCAGCCUAAAGCAAGACCUGGUCAACAAGGAGCAAGAGCUCACGCACAAACAGCAAGAGGUGGCGCAGAUCGAUCAGUUCCUGCAGGAGACGGCGGCACGCGAAGCCAGCGCUAAAGUGCGUCUGCAGCAGUUCAUCGAGGAGCUUCUGGAGCGAGCAGACCGAGCGGAGAAACAGCUCCAGAUCAUCAGCAGCUGUGGAACCACGCCGAACGGGAGCCUGAGCCACUGCAGCCUGCAAGGCUCCAAAUCCAACGGGCGACAGAGGAACUCCAGUAUCUCUGGCUCGAGGGGCGUGUACCAGGUCUCAGAUCGACGCUCGUCUCCCAGCACUGGGGCGUCUGGUCGGUCGAAGUCGGCGUCCCAGGCCUCGGUGGCGGGUUACGACAGUGACAGCGCUGAGCUGCAGGCGCUGGAGGGCAGUCUGGAGGCUCAGUACUACCACGGGCAGUGCCGUCCGGGAGAACCCUCACCUUACGAGCGCCGCAACUGGGGCCUCCGCAAGCAAGCCAUCCAGAACUGGCAGCGGCGGCCGUACCGUAACAGCACGGAGGGCGAGGAAGGGGACGUCUCCGACGUGGCCUCACGCACCACCGAGUCCGAGGCAGAAAUGUGGGAGCAGGAGAGGAGGGCGGAGUGUCAGCAGCAUUGCCCUCACCGCAGUGGCUACCGGCUGGGGACAGGCCGUCCUGAAGGUUGCUACAAACUCUGCCGUCACGAGAAGAGCCCGUCCAAGACCAGCGAGGUGAUCAGCCCCGAGGUGCUCAAGAUGCGGGCGGCGCUUUUCUGCAUCUUUACCUACCUGGACACUAAAACCCUGCUGAGGACGGCCGAGGUGUGUCGCGACUGGAGGUUUGUGGCGCGUCACCCCGCCGUCUGGACAAGAGUGCUGCUGGAGAACGCUCGCAUCUCCUCCAAGUUCUUGUGCACGCUCUCUCAGUGGUGCACGCAGACCCACUCUCUGAUCCUGCAGAACCUCAAACCGAGGCAGAGAGGAAAGAAGGAGACCAAGGAGGAAUAUCUGAAGAGCACACGUGGGUGUCUGGAGGAAGGUCUGGAGGCCUUGCUGAAAGCGACGGGAGGAAACCUGCUCAUUCUGAAGGUGUCUCAUUGUCCAAACCUGCUGACCGAUCGCUCUCUGUGGCUGGCCAGCUGCUACUGCCGCGCCCUACAGGCUGUAACGUACCGGAGCGCUACAGAUCCAGUGGGUCAGGAGGUGAUCUGGGCUUUGGGAGCAGGCUGCAGGGACAUCAUCUCCUUACAGGUGGCACCAUUACAUCCCUGUCAACAACCAGCCCGCUUCAGUAACCGCUGCUUGCAGACGAUUGGCCGGUGCUGGCCACACCUACGAGCCUUGGGAGUGGGCGGAGCUGGAUGUGGUAUACAGGGAUUGGCCUCGUUGGCGAGGAACUGUAUGAGGCUGCAAGUGCUGGAACUGGACCACGUCAGUGAGAUUAAUCAGGAAGUGGCCGCUGAAGUGUGUCGUGAGGGUCUGAAGGGUUUGGAGAUGUUGGUUCUCACCUCGACUCCCGUCACGCCCAAAGCUCUCCUUCACUUUAACAGCGUGUGCCGUAACCUGAAGUCCAUUGUUGUACAGAUCGGUAUUGAAGAUUACUUUGAAGACCCCAACAGCCCUGAGGCCAGAAAGCUCUUUGAUGAGAUGGUGAACAAACUCCAGGCUUUAAAGAAGAGGCCGGGUUUCUCCAAAAUCCUCCACGUAAAGGCUGAUGGUCUGUGCUAACGCCUUCUACUGCGACACGAACUGUGGAAAACCAACAACUCCUUUAUGGAAAAAGCUGAAUCUUUAACUUCAAGUUUUCAGUUACCGUGACGACGACAACACAGGAAACUUCUCAUUACAGUAUUUUAAUCGGAGAUACAAUUUUACUCGCCUGUAGCCGAGUCGGCUUUGAGGUUUCGGCUUCGACCGAUAAAUCUUACGGAGAACGCCGAGUCUCUCUCGAGACUCGAUUCAAG
Molecule: messenger RNA, 4389 nt
Organism: Ictalurus furcatus (blue catfish)
Lineage: Eukaryota; Metazoa; Chordata; Actinopteri; Siluriformes; Ictaluridae
Gene: fbxo41
Product: F-box protein 41
Exons: 13
Coding region: 1811-4153 (780 amino acids)
Molecular function (GO): protein binding
Source: RefSeq, a predicted model, not a curated record